AUGAAUAGAGGUUUUUGUUGUAGGCCUAACACCCUCUUCUCUACCACCGUGCAUUCAACAUCAUCCUCCUGGAUUAUGAUGUCCUUCUUCAACACCUUGAUUGCAUACACCUCGUCGGUGUUCCUGUGCUCUGCCAAACUAACCCGUGGACAUCAAAUGGAAUCGGUACUCAAGGCCAGUGUUUUGAUAGUCUAUUCCGGACCGACGUCUACUACAGCAGAAAGGUCACCUACCUCUGGACGCCUCAUUGUCCAAGAACCUAAAGAAACCUCUGCUUUACCUCGAGAUUACCAAACAGUGUCAUUCUAUGUGUUUCAAAUGGUCAUCAUGCGUUCCAUCCUCUUUCCCCCUGUACGUGAUCAACGCAAGUGA
Echinococcus granulosus is the source of this 372-nucleotide messenger RNA. RefSeq lists its product as hypothetical. The transcript is spliced from 2 exons. NCBI's taxonomy places the organism in Eukaryota, Metazoa, Platyhelminthes, Cestoda, Cyclophyllidea, Taeniidae. The coding region runs from base 1 to 372 and encodes 123 amino acids. The record is from RefSeq and is a predicted model, not a curated record.